This is a messenger RNA of Papilio machaon (common yellow swallowtail), 769 nucleotides long. It is a transcript of the gene Rpb5, whose product is annotated as DNA-directed RNA polymerases I, II, and III subunit RPABC1. Gene Ontology annotation, biological process: DNA-templated transcription. Lineage: Eukaryota; Metazoa; Arthropoda; Insecta; Lepidoptera; Papilionidae. Gene Ontology annotation, molecular function: DNA binding; DNA-directed RNA polymerase activity. Gene Ontology annotation, cellular component: RNA polymerase III complex; RNA polymerase II, core complex; RNA polymerase I complex. The transcript has 6 exons. Bases 131 to 763 code for a protein of 210 amino acids. The record is from RefSeq and is a predicted model, not a curated record.
CUGUGUACUCUUGCUAUAACAUAACCUAAACCUUUUCAACUAAACAUUUUAAUAGAAGAAUUAAAAAUUAAUUCGCUCGUCUUGGUGUAAGUUUAUUUGAAAAUAGGUAGAUAAAUAACAUUUUAUAAAUAUGGAUGAUGAUGCAGAAACAUAUAAACUUUGGCGUAUUCGAAAAACAGUUAUGCAGCUGUGCCAUGAUCGCGGCUAUUUGGUUACCCAAGAUGAAUUGGAUCAAACACUUGAACAAUUCAAAGAACAAUUUGGAGACAAACCAAGUGAAAAACGUCCAGCGAGAAGCGAUUUAAUUGUCCUUGUAGCCCACAAUGACGAUCCAACUGAUCAAAUGUUUGUAUUCUUCCCUGAUGAAGCUAAAAUAGGAAUUAAAACAAUCAAGACCUACUGUACAAGAAUGCAAGAGGAAAAUAUACACAGGGCAAUAGUGGUAGUUCAAGCUGGUAUGACACCUUCAGCAAAACAGUCUCUUGUUGAUAUGGCACCAAAGUAUAUUCUGGAACAAUUCUUGGAAUCUGAAUUGUUGAUCAACAUAACUGAACAUGAAUUAGUACCGGAGCACAUUGUACUCACUCCCGAUGAAAAGCAAGAAUUACUAGCUAGAUAUAAAUUAAAAGAAAACAUGUUGAUGAGAAUUCAAGCAGGCGACCCUGUGGCGAGAUACUUUGGUCUUAAGAGAGGACAGGUGGUGAAAAUUAUCCGAUCUUCAGAGACAGCUGGGAGAUAUAUUUCUUACAGAUUAGUUUGUUAAGAUUAU